CAUUCAUUGUAAUCUUGUUAAUAUUAAUAUCUUUGGUCUUGUAUCAGAGAGGUUGAGUCCUCCUCUGGAUAUUCAGCUGGAGACGGUGAACUGUACAGCGAUCAGCAUCCGAUGGAAGAUGCCCCGCAGACACGUCACAACCAUCACAGGUUAUAAGGUGUUUUACGCAGAGAUGAAGAAUAACCAUCCAGUCGGCGCUGAUGACGUCCUGGAGGUGCCAUUGAGUCUGGAGAUGCUCACAACUGGGCAGUUUGACGGACAGGCGAGCUUUGAUGUGGUGAUCGGGAAGCUGAAGGUGGCCACACAGUAUCGUGUCAGUGUCGGGGCGUUUGGAUGGGCGGGUGAAGGCAGACCCAGCAUGCCCAGAGACAUCAGCACAGCUUCACGCGAGACGUGCGUGCCUCCAUCGCCCCCCACACAACCUAACGUGGUCCCCGUGUCGGACACGGAGCUGGCGUUGUCAUGGCAACACAGAGACAGUGAUGAAACCGGACCCGUGCUGUACUUCCUGGUGGCGUACAUCAGGGCUGAGAUGGACACUGAGUGGACGUACAUCAGAGAAGCUGUGGAGUCAAACUCGAUGGUUCUCAAAGGUCUGAUUCCUGAGACUCAGUAUCAGUUUGUCAUCAGAGCUGUGAAUGUGUUUGGAAUCAGUCCUCCGAGUCCAAUCAACAGCCCUGUGAGAACCCUCGGAGCUGUGGACAUGAGCAGCGGAGAUUAUGACAUCCACAUCUCAAACUCUGACACUAAAGAUGAAGAUCGGUUUGAAAGUGAUGAUUCAGAUUAUGACAUCUUCACUGAAGAGAUGAAGUCGUUUCCUAACAGAAAGCAGAGCGACAGGCGUUCAUCGCUCCGCUCCCGCACCGGGACGCCCGGAAACACUAUUUUCAGGAUGCGCGCGCCACCAUCCCGAAAUAUCAGUUUCACUUCCACAAAAGCCCGGACCACAUCAACAACAUCCGUUGCCUUGACAACAGUAGACAGCUCCACCUACACGACCACAAGCACUGUUGUGCCGUCUCCCAGUCCGUCCCUGACCCCGUGGAAGGGUGAAGAGCCGCGGGUGUAUGAUGUGUCAUGUGAUGAGACCGUGUGUCCUCCAGACAGCUUCUGUAUCAAUGACUUCGAUACGGGGGGAUCGCGAUGUCACUGUAACCUCGGCCGACACGGACACUUCUGCUCGGAAGGUUUAACGGUAAAUUUCCCAAAGUUCUCGGGCUUCUCUCACAUGACGUUUGAACCUCUCAAACACUCGUAUCAGAGCUUUCACAUCCGUCUGGAGUUUAAGGCUGAAGCUGAAGACGGACUGCUCUUAUAUUGUGGGGAGAACGAACACGGCAGAGGAGAUUUGAUCUCUCUCGCUCUCGUACGAAAGAAACUACACUACAGGUUUAACUGCGGUACCGGAGCGGCACAGAUGGUCAGUGAAAGCUCUGUUGUGAUUGGACAGUGGCACACAGUGACGUUAUUUAGAAACGGUAUGAACGGAUGGCUGCGAUUGGACAAUGACACACCUGUGUCAGGACGCUCUCAGGGUCAGUACACUAAAAUAACAUUCCGUACGCCUUUGUUUCUGGGCGGAGCUCCCAAUGCCUAUUGGUUGGUGAGGGCGGUGGGGACCAAUCGUGGAUUUCAGGGCUGUGUUCAGAGUCUGCGUGUCAACAGUAGAGUCAUUGACCUUCGACCCUGGCCUAAAGGAAACGCAUUGAGCGGAGCAGACAUCGGCGAGUGUCUCAGCAGUGUGUGUGAUGAUGUCAUCUGCAUGAACGGAGGAAUGUGUUUGGCCAGUCGAGCUGAUGCUUUCGUCUGUUUGUGUCCGCUGGGAUAUAAGGGCGUCCUCUGCGAUGAGAGUUUCCCGCUCUCUCUGCCACAGUUUAACGAAAGCAUGUAUUCAUACGCCAGCGCCGGCUGGCCUCAGCCCAUCAACAACUAUCUCUCAUUCAUGGAGUUCGAAAUCACUUUCCGACCGACCAGUCCCGACGGCAUGCUGCUCUACGCCGACGACGCAGAGAGCCGAGACUUUCUGUCCAUCGGCCUGACGAGAGGAUUCCUGGAGUUUCGCUUCGACUGCGGCUCAGGUGCCACCGUCAUCAGGAGUAGUGAGGCGGUUGCCAUGGAUACGUGGCAUGACCUGCGCGCAUCUCGUACGGCAAAAAAUGGAAUUCUGCAGGUGGACAACCAGAGGCCGGUGGAAGGCACAGCUGAGGGAGCGUUCACACAGAUCAGAUGUAGUUCCUCUUUAUAUAUCGGAGGAGUUCCUGACUAUGAUGUCAUAAAGAGCAGCGCCGGAGUCUUGAGACCUUUCAGUGGAGCUGUUCAGAAGAUCUCUCUGAAUGAUCGCAGUAUAGAGCUGAAUCCAGAUCAGGCUUUCGGGAUGAACGUGUUGAACGCAGAUCACCCGUGUGUACAGAACCCGUGUGCUAAUGGAGGAGUGUGCAGACCUAAAUGGGACGAUUAUGAGUGUGACUGCACACUUGGGUAUGAUGGGAGACACUGUCAGAAAGAAUGUGGAAAUUAUUGUUUAAACACUGUUACUGAAUCUAUAGAGAUUCCUCAGUUCACUGGACGCAGUUAUCUGACAUAUGACAGCAGAGAUAUCCUCAAAAGGUUGUCUGGAUCCAGAACAAACAUCUUCAUGCGUUUUAAGAGCACGUCUGAAGACGGCCUUCUACUCUGGAGAGGAGACAGUCCGAUGAGAGCCAACAGCGACUUCAUGUCUCUCGGCCUUCAAGACGGAGCGCUCAUUUUCAGUUACAAUCUGGGCAGCGGAGGCGCUUCUGUCAUCAUUAAUGGAACCUUCAGUGACGGCAGGUGGCACAGAGUUAAAGCUGUCAGGGACGGACUGUUUGGGAAGCUGACGGUGGAUGAUUAUGGAGCUAAAACAGCCAGAUCUCCUGGAAAAAUGAGACAGUUGAACAUCAACGGUGACCUUUACAUCGGAGGGAUGAAGGAGAUCGCGCUGCACACUAACAGACAGUACAUGCGAGGUUUGGUGGGAUGUGUUUCACAUGUGACUCUUGCCACAGACUAUCAUCUGUCUCUGGUGGAUGAUGCAGCUGACGGAAAAAACAUCAACACCUGCACAAACUGAACACAUGACAUGAGAAAACUAUACCGUACAUACUGUACAUCUACUGUACUGUAAAACUGCUGUGGCACUUCACAUUUAAUCCGUAAGCAAAUGAAUCACAUCCCUUCUGCUGGAAGACAGUGAUGGUAAAAUGUUUGCAUUUACAUUUUUCUGUUGUUUUUGAUCAUUUUCGUUUUUUCUUAGGCUUUAAAUAAGAAGUAAACAGGUUUUGUAUUCUGUCAGUCAUCACUAGAGUUUGUCUGUCGUGUCUCGUCAGUUUUUGAGGUUUUUAUUUUUCAGUCUACCGUCUCUUCGUCUCACUUCCAUGUCAGCUGUGAACUUUUCAUGAACCAAAGACUUUUUUAAAGAUUCUCUAGCUCUUCAUUUAUUUUAUCCUUCACGAGUGAGAAACGCAUUUCUCAUCAUUUUCUGCCUUGACAUUUGAAAGCCAUCAAAAAUGUGA
Messenger RNA from Triplophysa dalaica, 3533 nucleotides. Its product is annotated as pikachurin. The record is from RefSeq and is a predicted model, not a curated record. The transcript is spliced from 23 exons. Bases 119 to 3091 code for a protein of 990 amino acids. Lineage: Eukaryota; Metazoa; Chordata; Actinopteri; Cypriniformes; Nemacheilidae. Gene Ontology annotation, molecular function: protein binding; calcium ion binding.